This is a messenger RNA of Alternaria burnsii, 303 nucleotides long. RefSeq lists its product as uncharacterized. Lineage: Eukaryota; Fungi; Ascomycota; Dothideomycetes; Pleosporales; Pleosporaceae. The record is from RefSeq and is a predicted model, not a curated record. Bases 1 to 303 code for a protein of 100 amino acids. The transcript has 2 exons.
AUGCUAGUCGCAAAUAUCUUUAGUCAUAAUAGCAAUCAUACAGGUCAGUUGCUGAGCUCCUGGCAUCCCGUAGGCCUCAGCAGCGCGGCAUUAUUCCACCAUGUUCUUGCAAACUCUCUCAACUUUCUCGUCCAGAACCGCAACGGCCGUUUUCCCUCGCGGAAUGAUCAUGCAGAUCUCACUCGCCGUCAAAGAGCAUUUCGUUGUACGAUCGAGAUGAUGAAGGAUUCAUUGGAACAUAAGAGCGAUGGAAUGAUCCGAGCUGUUGUCUCUACGUCGAGUCGUCUUGUACGAAAUGAAUAA